AUGUUCGACGAUAAAAUACAUACACAUAAUAAAUAUUUGUUUUUAAAUACAGCCUAUUCCAUUCCAACCGUUCAAAUUCUAUUGGGUGGCAGUGAUUCAUCAAUUUUGGGUGUUUACGAAGCAACUAGACGGAAAAUACCAGUUAUUGUCAUCACAGGCACUGGUGGAACAGCAGAUUUGGUUACUGACGAAUACCGCUAUUUAUAUGGUGAAGAUCAAAAUCAAUCAGAAGAGAAUUACAGUCAUGCUAGUGAACAAAAUCAAUUUACAGAUUAG
This is a messenger RNA of Rotaria sp. Silwood2, 276 nucleotides long. The record is from the annotation of a GenBank genome assembly. NCBI's taxonomy places the organism in Eukaryota, Metazoa, Rotifera, Eurotatoria, Philodinida, Philodinidae.